Momordica charantia (bitter melon) is the source of this 1190-nucleotide messenger RNA. RefSeq lists its product as uncharacterized. The record is from RefSeq and is a predicted model, not a curated record. Lineage: Eukaryota; Viridiplantae; Streptophyta; Magnoliopsida; Cucurbitales; Cucurbitaceae.
ACCCAAAAACACAAAAACAAAAAUUUCCCUUACAUAUUAUUACCACACCCCAAGAGAUCAGAUCAGUUCUUGUAGUUCUUGUUCUCUCUCUCCAUCUGAAAGAUUCCCAACCCCAAAAACCCCCCAAAAAAAAACCCAUUUUUUAAUUUUGAUUUUAAAUUUUUGGAGUCUCUAAUUCACAACCUUUUCUUGGAUUCCAAAAUCUGUAUUGGUUUCUGAAUUUGAAUUGGAUGUGGACAAAGCAGAGACAUGAUUUUGAUUUCGAUGAUUCUUCUGCAACCAAAACCAAAAGCAGUUUUGAAUAUAAUGAGUCGUGGGAAGAGCAAGCUUUUGCAGAAGAUGCCGCCGCCGCUGGCCGCCUUGGGGGCUGCGUUUGGCCGCCGAGAUCUUAUUCUUGCAGUUUCUGUAGAAGAGAAUUCCGGUCAGCUCAAGCCUUGGGAGGCCAUAUGAAUGUCCAUAGGAGAGAUAGGGCUAGAUUAAAACAAUCCCCAAACCCUCAAAAUUUUCCUAAUUUCACACCCACUUUGCCUUUUCAAUUCUCCCCUUCUCAUCACCAACUUAUUUCUACUUCUUCUUCAACAACUCAUCCAUCGUGUUCCGGGUUUUGUUCCGAUGAGCUCGAUCCCCGCCCGACCAGAUCCGAUUCGAGAAUUUCUUGCCCUAGGGUUAUGGAUAAAGAUCAUGUAAUCGAAGCUGCUGGGUUUUCAAAUGAGGGCCAGUUGAAUUUCGGUCUUCGUCAACCUCGGCCCGAGGAGGAGGAGGACGACGAUGACAACGGCGGUCGGGAUGAGACCGGGGCGGCUACCGGUUGCAAGAAGAGGAAAACUGAUGAUGAAAAAUCAAUACAAUUUUACCAUCUUCAUCAUCACCAUAUCCAAUCAGAGGUAAUUGGAAUUAGCUCUAGCCAAUUGCAUGAUGUGGAUCUUGAGCUCAGGCUUGGGGGUCUCUCUAAAGGUUGAGAAAAAUCUCAAUUUCCGGUGAGAAAAUUCUAUCUUGAAUUUCCCAUCUGAGUUUCUUGUUUGUUUUUUUGUCAAUUCCAUUUUUUUCUUUUCACUUUUGAAGUAGAGGCUAAGGCCUUUCUACUUAAUUCCACAACUACUUGUUAAUUCUACAGUCUGUGUAACUAAAAGUUCGGAUCAAUCCUUCCAGAUUGUAACAAUAAGAAAAGCUAGAGAAAAGAUUAGAAGGAA